AUGGCUGAACUUAAGAAUGCUGAAGAUCGUCGGGUCAAGGAUAGCCUGGCUCAAUUGAGAUGUCACUUUACAUGGAAGUUUCUAAUUGAAAACUCUGAAAUACCUGAUUUAGAAAACAGGGUCUUGGAUGAGAUUGAGUUCCUAGACACCAAGUACAAUGUGGGAAUACACAACAUGCUGGCCUAUGUGAAGCACCUGAAAGGCCAGAAUGAGAAAGCCUUGGAGAGCUUGAAAGAAGCCGAAGACUUAAUCCAGCGAGAUCAUGCCAACCAAUCGGACAUGAGAAGCCUGGUGACCUGGGGCAACUAUGCCUGGGUGUGCUACCACCUGGGAAGACUGGCAGAAGCCCAGACAUACCUGGACAAGGUGGAGAGCACUUGCGAGAGGUUGGCAAGUCCUUUUCGCUAUAGAAUGAAGUGUCCUGAGAUGGACUGUGAGGAAGGAUGGGCCUUGCUGAAGUGUGGAGGACAGAAUUAUGAACGGGCCAAGGCCUGCUUUGAAAAAGCUCUGGAAGCAGACCCUGAAAACGCUGAAUUCAGCAUCGGGUAUGCAAUUGCCACCUAUCGUCUGGAUAGCUUUAAUGCAGCAAAAAAACGCACGGAGGGGUUUUCUUUGCACCGCCUAAGGCAGGCCAUCAGGCUAAGUCCAGAAGAUGCAUAUAUUAAGGUUCUCCUUGCACUGAAGCUUCAGGAAGUAGGACAAGAAGCUGAAGGAGAAAAGUACAUUGAAGAAGCUCUGACCAACAAGUCCUCACAGACAUAUGUCUAUCGAUAUGCAGCCAAGUUUUACCGAAAAAAAGGCUCUCUGGAUAAAGCUCUGCAGCUCUUAAAAACAGCCUUGCAGGCAACACCCGACUCCGUCUUCCUGCAUCACUAG
Messenger RNA from Cynocephalus volans (Philippine flying lemur), 876 nucleotides. RefSeq names its product interferon-induced protein with tetratricopeptide repeats 1B-like. The record is from RefSeq and is a predicted model, not a curated record. Gene Ontology annotation, cellular component: cytosol. The transcript is spliced from 2 exons. Gene Ontology annotation, biological process: defense response to virus. Lineage: Eukaryota; Metazoa; Chordata; Mammalia; Dermoptera; Cynocephalidae. Gene Ontology annotation, molecular function: RNA binding; protein binding. Bases 1 to 876 code for a protein of 291 amino acids.